Molecule: messenger RNA, 669 nt
Organism: Aspergillus homomorphus CBS 101889
Lineage: Eukaryota; Fungi; Ascomycota; Eurotiomycetes; Eurotiales; Aspergillaceae
Product: YukJ family protein
Exons: 1
Coding region: 1-669 (222 amino acids)
Source: RefSeq, a predicted model, not a curated record
AUGACCAUCCCUCACUACGGCGUCUGGGUAGGUCAACCCACCCGGUACACAGCUCAGACCGACGAAGAAGACCCUAAGUCUCCUCACAUCUAUCUCUACUUCAAAGACGACUUCUCUUCACACAAGCAGCUCGAAGCCGCAAUCAACGUCAAAUCUACCGAUAAGGACAGCCGUCUCGUCUACUGGUUCGACCGACAUUUCACCCACUCCAUCACCGACGAGCUCGCCAACCUGGACCAAGGCUUCCAUUUGCUCAGCUCCUACGCCCACAGUCGCUAUCGUCGCCGCGAGACCGCAGACCUGGAGGGCCUGGAUUUUGUCCGCACUAAGGGGCUGGUUGAUAUCAAUGCCGGCGCUGUUCUCGGUGCUGACGGCGACCAGGAUAUUCUCGAUCAGGUAGACCCCAUCCUGACGGAUGCAAUCAAUCAGAAGGCGACGGUGUACAUCUUCGGAUCAUCGUAUGGCUCUGGGAUCCACGAUAUUCACAUGAAUCAGGGCAGCGUCGGCUAUACCAAUGGAAUCUAUGAAGAUGGUGCUUUGUUGUUCCUGUUUGAGGAUGGGCAUUGGGAAGCGGUAUUCUUGGCCUUUGCAUCCCAGAAGAUCCCCACGAAUGACAAGGGAGAGCCGAAAAGUGAUAGCAAUUCACUGGCCACUAUCCUGGGUCAGUAG